This is a messenger RNA of Arctia plantaginis, 1416 nucleotides long. NCBI's taxonomy places the organism in Eukaryota, Metazoa, Arthropoda, Insecta, Lepidoptera, Erebidae. The record is from the annotation of a GenBank genome assembly.
AUGACAGACAGCAUUAAUAUUGCCGUUAAUGACGUUGAGGUACAAAAAAAAUACUCUGCUAGCCUGGAUGAAGCACUGACAGUAGCAGGUGUUGGAUGGUACAACUUAAAGUAUUGUCUAGUCUUGUCGCUGUUUCUCAUCGCACCCAUUUUAGAAGCAUCAGGAUAUGGUUUUGUUUUGCCAGCUGCAAUUUGCGACUUAAAUAUAUCAGACGGUCAGAGAGGCUUUAUCUAUUCUAUACCUUAUAUAGGUAUUGUUUUAAUGUCAUUCCAGUGGGGAUACUUGGUAGAUACCAAAGGCAGGAAAAAGGUUCUAAUAUAUAGUUCUUUGGGUGCCGGAGUAUUUGGCUCAGCAUCUGGGUUUAUGCCGGACGUAAUAAGCUUUGUUAUUUGCAAACUUUUAACAGCAUUAUGUAUAGGGUGCCCUUUUGUUGUGCCAUAUUCAUACAUCGCCGAAAUUCUACCAAAGAAGUACAGAGACCUGGCACUAGCGGUUGUCACUACAAUACAAAUAUUGGGAUCAGUACUUGUGCCGCUACUCGCGUGGGGAAUACUAAGUUUAGACUUCAUUGUAGACUUUGGAGCAUAUUUAUUCCGUCCUUGGCGUCUGCUUGUCAUCGUUUAUGCUAUGCUAUUCCUAAUAGCAUCUGGUUUACUAGCUUUUGGUCCCGAAAGUCCUAGAUAUUUAGUAGCCGUAGGAAAAAAUGAUGAGGCACUCAAAGCUGUACUAGCUAUUUUUUCAGGAAAUACAAAAAAACUGCCUGAAGACUAUCCUAUCAAAGAUCUAAAUGAGAGUUUCGAUAGCAGAACUAAAGACACCUUCUUUACAUCAUUAAAAACACAAAGCCUACCAUUGUUGAAACCUCCUUAUUUAAAAUGGUUGCUACUUAACGCAUUUCUGCUAUUUGGUGUAUAUUCAGUAUUAAGUGGCCUCUUCGCGUGGAUACCUGAUAUAUUAAACCGACUAUUGUUAGAAGAUGAUGAAGGUCAAACUGCAUGCGACGCUUUCGACAGCCUAAAUCAGGUAUCAUCAUCAUUUGCUACGGUCAAGUUCAUAGAUAAGAAAAUUUUACUCGUAUUAGUGUUUACAACAGUUGGUGGGCUUUGCAUAGUUAUCAACUUUGUUAGUGAAGUUGUACCGUUUGCGUUGCUGCUGCCUCCGAUUCAAUCAAUGAGUCUAGCAGUAGGACUUGUAACUGCUUUCUCAGUGGAUAUCUUUCCAGUAAACUUGAGGGGUAUGGCGGUGUGUUUAACAAUGACGGGUGCUGCAAUGGGCUCGAUCUUUGGCUCUACUAUAUCAGCUUUUCUUCUUAAUGCAGCUUGUGAAGUUACAUUUUAUUCAUUUGGAGGUUUACUUAUCUUCUGUGGACUCCUCUCUAUGUUAUUGCCUAAUUCUAAAGAAUCUCUCAAGAAUUAA